GGGUCUUAGUUGGACUCCUUUGUCAAAGCAGCCAACUAUAAAACAAUGGCACAUGCAGCUCAAAGUUAACGCAAAACAGCGGAGUGACACCAACAGGCGUAACCGGAGUCCGAUAGUGCAGAUUACUCCAUACAUGAGAUUGGGAAUUAACAGAAAUUAUACAUUGAGUGUCCCAACUAUUGACCAGGAUGGGGAUUACUUUGAAUGCCGUAAAAUGGCAUUCAUCGAGUUUAUAGAUCUUCAAACAGCCAACAAAUUGAAAAAUAUUGAUAUACGAAAGGAUUGCUUCAUACACAUCGACACAUCUAGUCCUGAAUACCAGGUAGGAGACUCGGCAGUGAUAGCAGUGACAAUACAGGACUUCAACAGAGAUAAUAUCAAACUGGCUGGAGAUCCACAUCCUUUACGCCAGCGCUACGCUAUUGGACGGUCACUUAGUGCCGUCCCUGUGCAGUUUUACAUAGAGAUUGUUCUCAAAGACGAUGCACCUGUGAUCAUCGAUCCGACCCCUCUUGAACAACAGAUGUUCACUGUCUUUGUUGGGUCAAUAUUGAAACUCAAAGUUGUAGCCAAACCCACUAAUCCGACCAGGACACUAUCACACUUUUUCUUCACACGACGUGACGGCGUUGUUCCACAAACUUCGGUGGUGACUGACGAAACAGUGAUAGAUCCACUCGCGAAAAGUCAGUCGGUUCUUUGGACACCUGUAGCCUCUGACUUGGGAGAUCAUAUCUUGUGUGUGAGGGUCGAGGACAGUGCUGGAUUCGACGCACUACCACGAUGCUUCAUCAUACGAGUAAAAGCUGCUCCUGUUGGAGUAGGAUCACAGAUAGUACAGGGAAAACCAGCGUUCCUGCGGUUUCCAUCUAACGGAGAGAUUUCCUGUUUGGUCGGGUCAAGUUGUCGUUUCCCUAUCUACGCUGUUUCCACCUCACCUGGAGGAAUUACAGAUAUAUCUCUAACUAGUUCGGAAGCCGCGGGUUGUCAUGUUAGUGCAAUCAGAGAUGCCAGUGCCAUACAUAUAGGAGCAAAAAUGGUUGACAUGACAUUUCAAGAUUCCUCGUUUGGUCGUAAGAAAAUUUGUUUAAGAGCAGCAGAUGCCAAUUCUGUAAUUAUGAAAUGUUUUGAGGCAGUGGUACAACCAAAGGAUCCAUGUGAAGUACAACCCUGUCGAAAUAGUGCUGAGUGUGUUACGAACGGUGACAGAACAUCAUAUGUUUGCAUAUGUCCCCCGGGGUAUACGGGCAUCGCCUGUGAUAUAGCUCCUGAUAAAUGCAAUCCUAACCCUUGUAAAUUUGGAGGCAUUUGUAUUCCUCAUGGAAUUCAGGUCGAGUGCCGGUGUACGAGUGGAUUCUUUGGCACAUAUUGUGAAAAUGCCGUGGAUAAGUGCAGACCUGACCCUUGCGGUAAACAUGGAGUAUGUGAAGAAACACCAACUGGAUACACGUGUCAUUGUCAGGACGGCUACUCUGGGAACAGUUGUACAGGUCCUGUCAGUCCUCCAGUUAACGCUUGUAAUCUAAAUCCAAGAGCUGUUGGAUGCAACUGUGGUGCACAAUGUGUUGCCCCAAACGGAAUAUGUGUAGGGGCGCCUGGAUCAGGAACAUGUUUAUGUUCAAAAGGCUUCACUGGACCCGAUUGUCAAAGUCAAAGCUCUCUUGGAGGACAAGAUCCGAUAUUUGUUCCACCAACACCCGAAGCUGAAGAUUUGAUAAAGUGUGAGCAAAAUUCAUACUUGUCAACCACAUGUAUAUUUGCGGUAUAUACAUCGCCUGACACUGGUAUGAGUACUGCGCCUCUGGUCAAAACCAUUUUGCCACCUAGCAAAGUACGAAUUUCCGUUUCUCCUGCGGCCGAUCCAAAGAUCCCCGGUAUCCUCAACAUAUACCGUUUUGAUAUAAAGAUACAGGCCCAACCCAAAGCAGCUCCUAAACUGCAUGUUUGCCUGCAAGUAGCAAAAUCAUCCGAUAGUACACAUCCAACAGACACUAAGUGCUUCAACGUGGAAUAUGUUUUCAAGCAUGGAAUUGAUCCAUGGGGCACAUCUAUAUCACCGGCACCUGCCAAUACGUUUGUAGAUCCCACUUUACCAGACCAAAGUGAGAUUGUAUGUGAAAUUGGAAAACCAUGUCAUUUCUUCGUUUUUGCAUCUAAGGUUGCCAGCAUCUGCAAACAUGUGUUGGCCAGUGACACGGUGUCUACUGCAGUAUUCGAUCCGUCUGACGUCGGCACUUCAUGUAUGACAAAUAUUGUAUGCGACUUCAAAUCGUCCGCUAUAGCCGGCACCAGGAAGAAAAUUUGCCUUAAAUCAGGUGAUUUAGGUGAUGUACGAUGUUUUUACUUGAGGAGUGUUACAAGUAUUGUGGAUCACUGUGCCUCCAGUCCUUGUAAGAACGGAGGAGUGUGUGGGUCCACACAGGGUACCUAUGUUUGUACAUGCACAGCUGGCUUCACUGGACAGUCAUGCGAAAAAGGUCCGUGCCCGCCUACAGUUCCACCUCACUGUAACAAUGGCGGAUAUUGUUACUCCAUUGGAGCUACCAGAAAUUGUUUCUGCAAACUUGGAUUUUCGGGACAAACAUGCGCAGAUAAUUCGAAAGAUACCGUCGUGAAUCCGCAAGCUAAUGGGGCUAAAUUCAAGGAUGGGACCAUCCCAAAAGAAGUUAAAUGUUACGUAGGCCAACCAUGUCAAAUACCGACAACGCUCAUAGGUGAUCCUGGGACCAGACCCGUUGUGAGUCCAGGGUACGUUAACGGAAAUCUUGAUGUACACGGGACCACUGUAACCAAGGACCCUUCCUCCCCAACCGAUUACCAUACCAGUGUGGAGGUGGUUAGUAAGACCAGUGGCAAACACCAAAUAUGUAUCCAAAGCAAUAACCCAGCGGGACAAAGUGCCGAUGAAAUAUGUUUUAUGGUAAAUGCAGUCAAUGGACAACUCAACCUGCCGAGCAAGUCGCAUGCGUAUUUUAUUGAUCCCUCCCUACCGGAUGGCUCUUCUGUGGAGUGCAAGACCGGUAAAGCCUGUCACCUCAGUCUCUGGGUUCACAACUACGAUGGCGAGGACGCAUGUCCAUCAGUUAAAUCGUCACAAGACAUCUACUCAGGAGUAUACAUCCACCAGGCUACUGGCACAUCCGCGUCAGGUCCAUGUAAGGUGGAUGUGGUCUUUCACAACGAUCAGCCAAAAACUUACACAGGCAUAUGUUUCACAUCAACGUCUUCCAGACAAGAUGUUUUCGGAGGUGACGGAGAGGUCCGCUGCUAUGACGUCACUAUCGUUGAUACGUUGUCAGUCGUUGGUUCUUGUUCCUCCACUUUGUGCGAGAAUGGAGCAUUUUGCGACGGUCACCGAACAACACCGAAGUGUGCCUGUCUGAGUGGGUUUUCAGGCCCCCUUUGUCACCAAACUCAUGGUGAAUCACUAACCAGUCCUGCACCAGUUCCGGGCGUUACACAAAGUACUUUCGGAGACCUUGCUGUUCCAAAGGAGAUAAAAUGUACCCUACAUCAGGAAUGUGAAGUUCCAUUCACCUUUACAAAACCGGGUGGAGGCACCGGCACACAACCUUCAUUGAAUCUUGGACAAAUAGAUAGCGGUCUUACUGUUACUCCAGCUAUUGUGUCCAAAGAUCCCCACUCUCCGGAAGGGACGUACCAAGGCAAAGUAAAGGUCGUGGGCAAUACACCAGGAAACAAGAAAGUCUGCGUUCACACCCCGACUAGCUCGCCUGACGUUGUUGGCGAUGACAUCUGCUUCAACGUUGACGUAACCAACCCAACAGGCAGUUCAGCUGCUCCCAAUGUUGCCCAACCACAUUUUAUCGAGCCGACGGUCCAACCUCAGUCUACUCUUCAGUGUGAACCAGGGAGGAUAUGUCACGUAAUUCUUCAAAUGUCACCUGGAAUUAAUCAUGGAUGUCCUUCUGUAGUUCAGGCCCAGGGCCCAUCGGAUGACCUCCACCUAUUUCACUCCGACUCAAACACUGUUAUUGGUUCGUGUGCUGUUGACGUCACACUCACACCACCGGCGAGUAAACAUGGAACGGAUACGCUUUGCUUUGACACAUCCUUACCUUACAUUCCCGGGGAACACAGAUGCUUCAAAGUGGAUUAUUCCCAUAUCGUAUCCGGGCCUUGUACUGGGAUUACAUGUCAUAAUGGCGGAGUGUGCGGGGCUAAUGGCCAAUGCGUUUGUCCCAUCGAUCGAAGUGGACCAAACUGUGAGAACUCCGGAAACCAAGGACCGGCCCACACAGCUGUCCCACCAAAGUUCACAGAUAUGGCUUUGCCAACCGACGUUAAAUGUGAAAUAAAUACAGAGUGUGUAAUCCCUUUAAUGGUAAAUGGAGCCCAGGCUACGCUGUAAGUAAGGUUUAAAUCAUUCUAUAAUAAUAAACACGCUUGUUUCUUCUUAUUCAGUGAGACAUGUCUAAAUUAAAAACAAGAAAUCCGGAAUUCUGUAUAAAUAAGACAUCAGAUGCCACUGCUUAUAUGUGUAUGUAUCUUGAACCAU
Messenger RNA from Mizuhopecten yessoensis (Yesso scallop), 4519 nucleotides. Its product is annotated as neurogenic locus notch homolog protein 2-like. The record is from RefSeq and is a predicted model, not a curated record. The transcript has 44 exons. Gene Ontology annotation, molecular function: calcium ion binding. The coding region runs from base 53 to 4372 and encodes 1439 amino acids. NCBI's taxonomy places the organism in Eukaryota, Metazoa, Mollusca, Bivalvia, Pectinida, Pectinidae.